Molecule: messenger RNA, 3247 nt
Organism: Nematolebias whitei (Rio pearlfish)
Lineage: Eukaryota; Metazoa; Chordata; Actinopteri; Cyprinodontiformes; Rivulidae
Product: kinesin-like protein KIFC3
Exons: 20
Coding region: 188-2956 (922 amino acids)
Biological process (GO): microtubule-based movement
Molecular function (GO): microtubule motor activity; microtubule binding; ATP binding
Source: RefSeq, a predicted model, not a curated record
GCUUGUGGACGGAGAACAGAGGAGAGGAGAAGCAGCUGCACACGGAGCAGGGAUGCUUUCAGCUCAGCAGAGGAACGGUUGAGACUGCCGGUAAAGAUGGAGCCUGACGGAGGAAUGCAGAAGACUGGAUAGACCGACUGUCAGCAAAAAGGAAGAAGUGUUUGAGGGCAUUUCAGACGGCGUGGAGAUGUACGCCUUCUAUUCUCUAUUGGUCUACAUCUUCUACACUGUCUUCAAAAAGGAGGAGGAGGAAGGAGCCUUGGAGGGUGCAUGUGGAGCUUUCCCAAAUGAACCAGAGCCUGUUUCCAUGGAAACGGGGAGCAGGAGGAGAGAUGGUCAUACCCCCACAGUGGGCAAAAAGGCUUGUGCUCAGUUUAGUGAGUCAAGCAGCAGCAGUGACAGUGAUGAACUGAGCGAUGAAGAUGAGGAUGACCCCUCAGACAUCGCUGCUUGCACUCCUCUGGCUGCCUUUUUGUCGUUCAAGCAGGAAGCUGAGAAGAGCAGAGCCUCUCAAGUUAAGCUGGAACCAACAGGAAAGCUGGCAGACUCCCCCUUGGUGGCAGUCAUGUCCCACUUGCUGACUUUCCUGGAACAGUACUCCCACUUUCAGCAGCUGCAGCAGCAGGCAGACCAGUACCGGGUCCAGCUGAAGAGGCACCGCGCGCAGCACCGGCGUCAGAUGAAGGCGCUGCGGUCCUCCUACCGACGGCGCCUUCGAGACAAGAACAGCAUCAUAAGCGGCCUGGAGGAGGCCAUCGGCCAGCAACAGAGCCCCAGCCCACUGAGCGAAGGUGAGUGUAGCAGCGAUGCGGGGCCACACGCUGGGGUGCACCGCCUGGUGGAGUCUCUGUACGGGCUGCAGAACGAGAGGAGUAAACUGAGAGGAGAACUUCGUCUGCUGCACUCCCAGCUGGAGCAGAACGAACAAGACAGACACGCCCGGAUACAAGCUUUCCAACAGCAGAUCGAUGAGCUCAAAGGCUGCAUCGAGGAGCGAGAGGAGGAGCUGUCCCGGCUGAGAACAGCCACCGGGGCCACAGACUCAGAGAAGCGAGUUCUCUGUCUCUCCACUGAGAACGAGAGUCUGAAGCAGAGCCUGAGCGUCACGCAGGGCCUCCUGCAGCAGCUCUCCGCCCUCCCGUCGCAGUCCAGCACCAUGCUCAUCAAGGAGAACGAGAACCUCCGCAGCCGAGUGCAGCAGCUGGAGGUCUCCCUGCAGCAGCGCGCGGAGCAGCUUUCACAGCUGGAGCGAAGGAGCGAACAAAGCGAGUGGCGGAGGGGAGAGGAGCUGAGGAAACGAGAGGAGAGGGCGAAGGAGCUGCAGCUGGAGCUGGACAGAGAGAGAGGCAAGGAGCCGGUCGUUAAGUUUGUCACCCAGACUGUGGAGGUGGAAUCGCCGGCCACCCUGAAGCAGCUGACUAAAUCCAGGCGGAGGAACGAGGUGUUGUCCGAGAGGCUGUCCAAUCAGAACGAGCGCUGCAAACAGCUGGAGGAGCAGAUCAGGAAGUCAGACGAGCACAGCUGUAAUCUGCAGCACAAAGUUGCAGCGUAUGAGCGAGAGAUCAGUAAACUGAGGGAGGAGCUGCUGAAAGAGAUCAACCACCUGGAGGAGAGGAAGGAGGAGGCGGUGAAGGCCGCGGCGAGCUGCUCAGCCGAACACUUCCAGAACCUGCAGGACCAAUUCUUCAGCCUGCAGAAGCGAAUGACAGCACUGCCCCCAACUUUACGCUCCAUGAAGACGGACUACGCCAGUCUGAGGAGCCAAGUUCGAAACUUCUCUGAGUUUUACGGAGCCGCCAUUAUUGAAGCAAAAAAACAGAUUUCAGCAGCUAUUAGUGAGAUGUGUGAUGCCAACAAAGAUCUUCUGGAGAAGUACAGGAAGGAGGUUGCGCUGCGCAGGAAGUACCACGAGCAGCUGGUGGAGCUGAAAGGCAACAUCCGUGUGCUUUGUCGCGUGAAGCCGGUGCUGAAGGAGGACCAGCAUGAGGACGGUCAGUCUGUCGUCGUGACGACGGACCCCAACAACGAGUCCUCUGUGGCGGUGCUGAGCAAAGGGAAGAGCCGCAUCUUUGAACUGGACAAGGUGUUUCACCCACAGGCCAAACAGGAAGAGGUGUUUCAGGAGAUUGAACCCCUUGUGACGUCUUGCAUCGAUGGUUAUCAUGUCUGCAUAUUUGCAUAUGGACAAACAGGCUCUGGAAAAACCUACACCAUGGAGGGCAGCGUGGAGAACCCAGGAAUCAACCAGCGAGCUUUGAAGCAUCUGUUCAGCGAGAUCGAAGCGAGGAAGGACAUGUGGUCCUACACGGUGACAGUCAGCUCGGUGGAGAUCUACAACGAGGUGCUGAGAGACCUUCUGAGUAAAGAUGGAGAGAAACUGGACAUAAAGCUCAACCCAGAUGGGACAGGACAUCUGCAUGUCCCUGGCCUCAGGGUUACGGAGGUUAAAAGCUUUCAGCACAUCAAGAAGAUUUUAGCCACAGCUCGUAGGAACAGGAUCACCUUUGGGACUCAGAUGAACCAGCACAGCUCGCGCUCCCACGCUCUGCUCUGCAUCACCGUUCAGGGUACUGACCUCGCCACCGGCUCCAAAACCACAGGUAAACUGAACCUGGUGGACCUGGCAGGAUCAGAGAGGGUCUGGAAGUCUGGCGCCGAGGGGGAGAGGCUGAAAGAGGCCCAGAAUAUCAACCGCUCCCUGCUGGCGCUGGGCGACGUCAUUCAGGCUCUUCGGGCUCGGCAGACUCACAUCCCCUUCAGGAACUCUCGACUUACGUAUUUGUUACAAGACUCCCUGGGCAAAGGCAGCAAGACCAUCAUGGUGGUGCAGGUAUCUGCUCUGGAGAGCAAUGUGGGCGAGACGUUGUGCUCCCUGAAGUUCGCUCAGAGGGUUUGCAAGGUGGAACUGGGUCCUGCAGCCAGGAAGAUCGAGUCUGGUGGAGGACAGGGUGACUGAUGACUUUAAAUCCCCAGGACAGAUUAUCAUCAACCCCGCCAGCCACAUCUUCCAGCGAAGAUAACAAGGUCGGCUGCGAUCCUGAUCAAGGGCUAAAUCUUCCGAGGUCAAGUGAAUAUCAGGUCAAGAACAGAACCUCUUCACCAUCAUAACCCUUCAUCGUCUGCAUGUAGGAGUAUUUAUUCUUCCACUCUGGAUGCCAACACCUCCUCUGACUCCUCUAACGUUUAAUGCCUCCUCAAAUCACCAUCAGUGUAACGGAACAGGAGAACCUGGAACUGACCGUGUCCU